UGACGUGCCCCAACUGAUGCGCGAAGGUCUUCACUGGACGAGCGACAAUAUAAUACGCGGGCAUGGAUUCGUUUCUGAUACUUCAACGAUUAUCGACGAAAACUUUUUCUAUUAACUACGAAUAUUUCGCAGACGUUGGGCUUGAUCUAGUACGGCAUUACUUCUUCCAGGACCUACAGCAGACACCACCGCGAUGGGUUGCCCACCUCCAACUUUUCGCCGCGGCGGAAGAAGUUUUGGCUAGUGUUCGCUUUGAGGACAUCUCUGUCGAGCAUGUGUACAUCGCGAUAGCUCAUGGGGCUGAGCAUGGGGGAUGCAUUUACCAUUACCGGUGGAGCCAGCCGAAAAUAGCGUAUAACACUAUAUACGAUGAAAUGCCUAUGGAAGGGUGGUGGCCAUGGCCAAGGGCAGAUACGGUUUUAAAUUCGGAGAGAUUGGAUGAGGAGCGCCUAGCCGAAGAGUAUCGUGGAAGAUCUCUAACAGGAUAUUUGAUAAGUUUCUUUAGUGGUCUAAGAUUUGUGUUAAGCGGAUGCUGACUUUCAAGUCGCAAAGCUACACACGUCAAAAGAACUCGCAAUUAC
Hypoxylon trugodes is the source of this 581-nucleotide messenger RNA. RefSeq lists its product as uncharacterized. The record is from RefSeq and is a predicted model, not a curated record. Lineage: Eukaryota; Fungi; Ascomycota; Sordariomycetes; Xylariales; Hypoxylaceae. The transcript has a single exon. Bases 63 to 536 code for a protein of 157 amino acids.